CUGGAUUUAUUUUUAGGCUCCAAUGAAGAGCAUGAUGCGAAGAAACUGGAACGAUUUCUCGAAGAUUGUUUCAGUAAUGGAGUGGCCGUGGAUGGUGUACAGGCUCAAUCAUCUGCCGAAUCGUCGGCGAUGUGGCGCCUAAGAGAAAGUGCACCAUUGGCAGUUAGCGCCGACGGUUUUGCCUACAAAAAUGACGUUUCGCUUCCACUGGAACAUUUUUAUCAAUUAACAGAAGAGAUCAGGGCACGGUGCGCGAAACUUGCCAAGAAUAUUGUAACUUACGGCCAUCUUGGUGAUGGCAAUAGUCAUCUAAAUGUUACGUCGGAAGGGUACAGUCAGGAGCUGUAUGACAGUCUUUAUCCAUUCCUCUAUGAAUGGGUGAUAGCUCAUGGCGGCUCGAUAUCGGCCGAACAUGGUAUCGGACAACUAAAACUGCCGUAUUCUUCGUUAGGAAAGUCAGCAGCGGAAAGGGAUCUUGUGUGGAAAAUUAAAGCAAUAUUUGAUCCAAGUGGAAUUCUGAAUCCAUAUAAAACCUUUUGA
Angiostrongylus costaricensis is the source of this 540-nucleotide messenger RNA. The record is from the annotation of a GenBank genome assembly. Lineage: Eukaryota; Metazoa; Nematoda; Chromadorea; Rhabditida; Metastrongylidae.